Molecule: messenger RNA, 414 nt
Organism: Penicillium coprophilum
Lineage: Eukaryota; Fungi; Ascomycota; Eurotiomycetes; Eurotiales; Aspergillaceae
Exons: 2
Coding region: 1-414 (137 amino acids)
Source: RefSeq, a predicted model, not a curated record
AUGUCUAUCAUUUCCAAUCAUUUCAUACCCAAUGCAACGGUAUUGUUAGUUGUCUUUGAAAGAAGCCACCCAGCCACUUCAAUAACUUCAACUUUCGUGGUUCUGGGAUGUGGCUCAUACGCUCGCGGCUCGAGUAUAUCCACAAACGUUUGCUUUAUGGUAGACACUGCACGUCAAAACUUCAUUGUCGAUCCAACUCUGGCAAUUGAAUUCUAUAUUGAUAUGGGCGCGAUGAGAACAGCCAUAUUACUCGAGUUGGUCUCGGCUUUCUCAGAGCAGUCAGCUAUAAAGUUGAAACUGACAAGAAUUGUGAAGUUAACCUCUCUCAAGACAACACUCCGACUAAAAUUCAAGCUUCCUGGCCAGAGAGGGAAUUUCAUCCUAACACAAUGUUUGGUUUGGUUCGAUUAUUAG